GUCAGACGUUUCCAUCUCUGUUGUUGUCAUGGUGGAAUGACAACGGCACGUGUUUUGUUUGUAUUUGCUUGAACGAGAAAUAUUUUUUUUUUACUUACUUCACGAAUCAAAGUGAAAAAACUUGUUCUCAAGAUUUUAGGUUCUAAAGACCAGUCAAAUAGUGAAAAAGGUAGUAACAAAAUCCUUUAUGUUGAUUCUUUUUGCACAAGUGCACUAAAAUGCCAGCUAACUGCUGUGUGCCAUACUGUGAUACUGGUCAUGUUAAAAAUGGAAAGUUAAUCAGACGAGCCAUGUUUACAGCUCCUAAAAAUGACAUUCAGCGUGAAAUGUGGGCAAGGAUGAUUCCAAGAAAAGGCACCCUGAAUCCAACAGAUAAAGUGUGUUCAAUACAUUUUGAAGAACAUGACAUUCACAAAGCAAAUAAGUUUAUCAUUGAAGACAAAGAAGUUUUUCUCCCGAUGCUUAAUUGGAGGUUGAAACAAAAUGCACUUCCUCGAAUUUUUCCAGGAUGCCCAAGUAACUUAAACAAAUCACCUAAGAAGAGAAAACCUCCCAAGGAUAGAAGCAAACCCUCAGUAAAAUCAACAAAACUAUCUCAUGAUUCUGUGAUCCAGCAAGUAUCAGUCACACAAGAAGCAGAAAUGAAUGGUUCUAAUUCCCAUCUAAACCUGGUUAAUGACAACACAAUAUCAUUACUGUUGCCUUUUCAAUUCCCACCCCUUACCAACACCUAUUUCAACAAAAAGAAAAUUUCUAGUGAAGAGGAACACUCAACCGUAGCUCGCGAAGAAUUGCCGUCUGAAUCCUUGAACAACUUCUCUUCAAAAUCGAUUGAUGUAAGUGAUACUGACCAAGAAGAAGUUAUCUUAAACUAUAUAUCAGUUGAAAUGAAUCCAACGAAUGACCGUCCAUCAUUCGCCAGUCUAAUCAGAUCUAACACACCAGUAGUGCGUAGUUUACCUCAGCCAUUAAUGGAGAAAGAAGAGGAUAUUCCCAGUAAUGAAAUUGAAUUGAACUCGAAUCAAGUUCAGGAGCGAUCACAGGAUAUUCAUGUAAACAUAAGAGAAGUGCGACUUCCUUCUUUAUCCUGGGCGUGGAUUCAAGUUGAAAUACCAAACCGUCCUUCGACAACUAACAUGAUCUGUGCUGAGAAUGUGUAUAUUGCUGGGAAAGUUCAUAUUCGAAGAAGUGUAGAAAUUGAUUUACUCACUGGUGUCGCGUGUUACUCCCUAUUUGGUGCAUUUCUGGGUCUCGACUCAUUGAAUACGACAUUUUCGUCAGAAUCCGAACUAUCAGAGUUGCUUCGAUGCUACGGAGAAACUAAGUUGUGCCCUGGUUUGCCUGUUUCUCAAUUUACUGGCCAGAAGAUAUCUCCGUUUUCGCUUGGAUAUCAAGAUGGUCAAGUGCUGCGCUCGUCAAGAUGUGCUGGAAUAGAACCAAAUUCCAAUCCCUGUAAUAACUGUCUAUUAUUGUUACCAAGAAAAAAGUCGACAGGAUAAAGACUAAAGAUUAAUGAAUCUUUAUUAAUCUUAAGUGGACUGGUACCUCAUAUAAAACAUUGUAUUAAUCAUACUGCUGUCAUUACUGUGUCAAGAAAUAACCCGCUAAAGUUAUGUUCAAAUCAAGCGCCGAAUGGAAAUUCUCUUAAAAACAAAAAAGAUAACAAUAAACUCAAGGAUGGAUACCAUUUAAGAUUUAAGCCACUUUCAUUCAAAGUCGUUUGUAUGUUUAUUCUUUGGUUAUUAUGUCUUCGAUGGAUUCUGAACGUAUUGAAUUUGUGCACCUUCAGUUUAUUUCCAGUUUUUUAAAGAACACCUUAUUACAGUUAUGUGUAAUUCCAGACGAAAACCGUUUUCCCCAAACUUGAGGAAGAUACCAAAAGCGGAGGCUUCGUCCCAUCGAAAACGAGCAGCCUAUCGGUGAGCGAGGUGUCAGAAGAAAAAAAAAACCUCGUGUUGAGCAAGGCUAGCACUAAUCCAAAUUGCAUCUGCCACUCCUGAUGCCACCGUCCCGGUAGUAAUAGAAGGAAAUCCUGUGACUACCGACCCCAACUAACAAAUCACAAUUUCUACUCAAUAGUCGACCAUCGAGGAAAAAGGGGUAGAGUCGUUGCUAAUUUUUAUCUACUAAAUGUAUUUUACGGAGAUGGUUACGGGAUGGUUAUUUUUUCCGUCCGACUCUAGUCGUCCGCGUCCGUGGAUGCCAAGUGCUGUCACUAGGUGGCUAAAUAUUUCAGUGUGUUUAGGGAUUGAACUAUUCAGCCCUAGUGUGUUGGUAUUAGGGGAGGGGAGGGGGCAUCAAACCAAAGUUCUGAGACGACUGACUUCCAUUUAUUUCUUUUCUAUCGAGACGCCGUCGAGGAUGGUUACGCUAAUCAUUGCGGGGUACUCUCUUUCCUGAUGUGUUCACAACAAGGUUAGUGGAAAUUGUUCUCAACGUGCAGGGCCAAGUCAACCAAGCAGCCUCUGUGAUUAUGCCUUUGAUGAGGGGUCUAUAAUGUUGCGAGAUGAAAAUGUGAAGAAAACGGAAGGAAAUCUGAAAUGGCAAGGUCUACUUGUAAUAACACAACUUCAGAAUUCUUGGUGAGUCUGUCUGGUGUUGGAGCUGUCAAUGGUGGUGAUACCUGGUUUGAGUGGUAUGGCAGUCAUUUUCUGAUUUGGAGAUGUGCUGAAAUGGAUCUUUGCAGAUUUGGAGGUUCUACAUCAGAUUUCAAUUUACCAAGUUGGUGUCCAUGCAGUGUUGAGCUGUUGUGCAAAAUAGUUGGUGUUUCCUGAAGGCUGUCUGGCAUUUUGUUGGUGUAUGCUCUUGCUACCUGCACCCACAUUAAGUUCAAUGGUACGCCGCCGUUCCAGACUUGAUCCAUUGGUGAAGCCGAAAACAGGUUGCUGAAAUUCAAAACUGAAAAAUUAAUUAGACUGGACAAUUUACAAAUGCAUAUCUGUUGUCCCUUUUCCCUGAGUGAACAGCAUGUCCGCCGUUGGUUAUUCGUCUGGUCGAACGGGAAAUAGCAAUGAGAAAUUCUGAUGUAUUUUUGGAGAAAGAUUAGUUUGACCACGAAGUAAUUCUUCCUUAUGAUUUGAUAUUAACUCUUCAUCCUUUAUUAUAACGUUUCAAAUUGUUUGCUCUUCACAUGUGUAUGUCCAAUAUUAUUACUUCGCAAAUAAUAAAAUAUGUAAUCAAACUA
Molecule: messenger RNA, 3184 nt
Organism: Daphnia pulex (common water flea)
Lineage: Eukaryota; Metazoa; Arthropoda; Branchiopoda; Diplostraca; Daphniidae
Exons: 6
Coding region: 219-1499 (426 amino acids)
Source: RefSeq, a predicted model, not a curated record